CGGCGGCUCGUCCGCUUCCCGCGCGGACUUCUCCCCGGCCCUCCCCGGAGCUGGAGUGGCCGUAGGGGGCAGUGCGCUGGUAGCUAGCCAUGAUCGCCACUGGAGGCCUCCUGAGGAUCUCGGCUAGGAAACAGGACCCCUUACGACCCCAAAGCCAAGUCCCCAAACGCAAACGCAAGGCUAAAAAGAAGCGCAAGAACGACGUGGUUGUGGUGAAAGGCAAGCUCAAACUGUGCUCCCUCUCAGGGCUCAUUGCCCUCUGUGGCAUCCUGGUACUGCUGGUGGGCAUCGCCUUGGCUGUGGUGGGCUACUGGCCAAAGCCCAGCCAGGUGUACAGAGAAGGCAGUGUCAGUGCGGGCAGGCACCUAGCACCGCAAGGUGUCACUCCCAAGAACCACUCCCAGAGCCAGGAAGGGGCGCAAGCAGGGAUCCAUCCAGAGUCACCCCCCAGAGCCAAUACCUCCACCACUACUACCACCAGUGGGUCUUUGCACUCCCCUCCGACUUCCUCGUCCCCACAGGCCUCAGUGGGUUUCCUUUUCCGUCUUUUCUCAAGCUACUUGCAUUCAGACAAGCUGAAGGUGCUGGGCCCUCUCAUCAUGGGCAUUGGCAUCUUCCUCUUCAUCUGCGCCAAUGCGGUGUUGCACGAAAACCGUGACAAGAAGACCAAGAUCAUCAACCUACGUGACCUUUACUCCACUGUCAUCGAUGCCCACAGCCUGCGGGCCAAGGACGGAGGCACCCCGCCCUCGGCCCCUCUCAACGGCUUUGUCAACUAUGUGCAGUCCCGGGGCCUGGAGCUAAAGCCUGGUGGUGAAGGCCUGGGUGCUGCAGCCAUGCUUGCCAAGAGUUCCUGGCCACCGGGACUGGGUGUCUCCCUUUCCCCGCCAGAUCUGGCGUCCUCACCACGACGUUCCUCCUUCUGCCCCCCACCACAGCCACCCAGCCUGGCUGAGGCCGUGUACAGCAUCUGCCGGGAGCAUGCUGCCCUUGCUGGCCACACUGUCACCAGCCCUCCCUGCAGCCCACCAGAGAGCUGCGACCAGUGCAGCACAGCCAGCUCCAUCAUUGGCUCCUCACUGAGCGCUUUUGCCCUCCUGCCCUUGGGGUCGGGCAGCAGAGUGGGAGACUGGCGGAGACCACCUGGUGAGCGGGGAGCCCAGGAGAUCCCUCGGGGAGAGUUUGAACUGAGCCUAACCAACCUCAGCAGCAGCCACAUCGAGGGAGGCUGUGGGACAAAGAGGCACAAACUGGUUCUCAGGCGGCAGAGCAUCAGCUGCUUGCCUGAUGCCAGGCGUCCCCUUUUCCCUGAGCCACCUCGGUCACCAGCUGACAGUGGGGUCCUGGACUCUAGCCUCUUGGUAAAGGCAUCUUCUAGCUACUCCAGAUCUCUGGAUCUGGGGGGAUCACCCCCCUCAGCCCCUUCUGCCAUCACCAGGACGGACUCUCAGAGCUCCCAGUCUGAGCCUUCCAGCAGCAAUAAGGGCUACAGCCACCUGGAGGAGGCAGGCACCUCCUUGGAGUCAGUUGCCAACACCACAGCCAGUAAAAUUCAGGAUUAUGAGGAGGAACCGUUUGAGAAGACGGACCCCCUCAAGGCUACCAGCAGAGAGCAAACAGGAGAGCAAUCUCAGCAAACUCAAAGACAGUACACAAAUAAGGAGAAACUCUUUAUGAUUUCUAGGUCACAUGCUGCAUUAGGGCUGGAGGAUGGGGAGCUGGAGAGUACUGGCAUCUAAAUAAAACAGAGAAGGCACGAGGACACCUUGCAUUCCUCCACACCUUUCCCCCUUCUUCAUCUCCUUGUGGACUUAGGAAACCAAUCAAUAUCCAAAGAGCUGCACUAUGUUACCCUUGAAAAUUGAAUUCCAUAAAUCCUGUAGAUGACUUCAGGAAGAAAAAAGAAAAUCCUUUCUGUGUAAUCGUGAUUGUAUGUUUCAUGCAAGCCAAAUUGUAUUAAAUAUCCACAGUCCAGGAAGUUCUUUGGAUCAAAUUAAUACAAUUUCAGGCGGUAUAGCUGUGCACUUUACUGUUUUGAUUUCCAAGUGCCCCUUCUUCUCCUCUGAUUUCUUUCUUGCUGAUUUGCCACUAGCUGCUUGAACACUGCAGGCACCUUUUUAAGCUCAAAAGCAACGUGGUCUUCAAAAAGCAAACUGAGCUCUCUCUUUGUUUUGGUUCAAUCACUAAAAAGUUUGCAAGGCCUUAAGGAUGAUGUACCUUGACAAAGAAUGAGUUUGUUUAAGUUCUGGAAGAAAAUAACAGUUUAGAAGAGACUGGAGCAGAACAGAGCUCUAGUGAUUUAGUUAAAACCAUUACAUUCCUGAAUCAAAAAUGCAUACUACUACAUGAUACUUUAUUAAAGUAUUAUUACACAUGUAUUGACUAAUAGCAUUAAAAAAUUUUUUUUUAAUAAAACAUUUACAAACAAAACUUCCAUAAAAAAUAAGUCCUUUAUUUUGGUAAGUAAUUACAGGUAUCAGAAACUGUUUAGUUUUAUACUGUGAAAGAUUAUAGAGAUGCUAUGAGGCCAAAGGUUUGCUUAUACUUUUAAGUAGGUAAUUAAUAAUGUAGAUGUUAUUUCAAAAUAAAUACUGGUUCAGUCUCUGAGAAACCACACUGUAAUUCAGUCAGCAGAUUCCGUCUUCAUUUCUGACAGUGCUCUGUGACAGACAGCUGAAGAAAUGUGAGAUUUUGACAGGCUAAGGAAAAAAAAAUUUUUUAAAGGUUUGAUCUUCUGUUCAGAUUAGGUUUUUUGUGAGUAACAGAUUAAUCUUGAACUACACCAUCUUCUUUCUCAAUUUUUCACUUCCCUUAUAACUGUUGCAUCAAGUGUUUCUGCCGUUACAAUUACUAUUCGUGAGUGCAUGUGCAUAAGAAUAAUUUUGAAGCAUAAUGAUAGCCCUGUCGGUCUCUUAGCAGUUGACCGUACUGAAGUCAACAGAGGUUUUUCACUGAGUUUAGCAUGGUGAGAAUUUCUUCCUGCAUGAGAAAAGCAUCAGGUUUCCUGAAGAAUGCCUUGUCUGUAGGCAGAUUUUUGGUAAAUUGAUGAGCUGUUUCAUUUUCAUAGCUGCAGCACAGCAGGCACUCGUAUUUUGCCAAAACAGCUUUAUGUGCUCAGAAGAUUUUGUCAAUACUUCAGAUUUUAAAUAUGAAUGUGGCAUUUCUCCACUAUGGGAAGAGAAAUCCACACUGAACAAACACAAUGUGUAAACAGA
Corapipo altera (White-ruffed manakin) is the source of this 3215-nucleotide messenger RNA. RefSeq names its product transmembrane protein 200C (gene TMEM200C). The transcript has 2 exons. The coding region runs from base 90 to 1739 and encodes 549 amino acids. NCBI's taxonomy places the organism in Eukaryota, Metazoa, Chordata, Aves, Passeriformes, Pipridae. The record is from RefSeq and is a predicted model, not a curated record.